This is a messenger RNA of Funneliformis geosporum, 1119 nucleotides long. NCBI's taxonomy places the organism in Eukaryota, Fungi, Glomeromycota, Glomeromycetes, Glomerales, Glomeraceae. The record is from the annotation of a GenBank genome assembly.
AUGCAGUUAAUGCAAGUCCCAAAAGAAAUUCAUUUAUCGAUUAUAGAAUCAAUCCUAGAAUCUGUCGAUUCCGUUAAUGUAUUAAAACCACUUGCAUUCACGUGUCGUCACUUCGCAUACCUUUGUCUCUCCGAAAUUUGGAAGACAAGAAUGUUGACAGAGAAUAAUUCAUUGAAUACAUUCCGUAACACCCUAUCAAAAAAUCCAUUAAUACCUUAUGGAGAUUUCAUAUUAAAAAUACUAGUAUAUGAAUUGAAUAAAAAACCACCAAUUUACAUUGAUGAUAAAUUAAUUAAUUUUUUUGCUGAAAAAUGCAAAAAUCUUAAAGAAUUAAACGUCUUUACUUCCUUUGGAGUGGAGUUGCUUGGGGAUCGAAUAAAUCAUUUGACAAUAGUCAAUUAUGAGAAUUGGGAUAUCUUCGCUGGUUACUUUAGAACAACAAUUUGUAAUAUACCUUCUACCCGUAAAGGUUCAGAUAAGUUGCAAGAGAGAACAAAAGGAGGUUUAAACGAUAGCAACAGAAAUGAUGAAGCGGAAUACCACGAUGCUUUAAGCGAGACUGUUAAAUUAGGAGUCGUUAAAAGUGUUCAAUUACAUAAUCCAAAAAUGUCUGAACGGGUAUGGGAAAGUUUUACGAGUAAUGCGGAUUCCUUGCAAUCGAUUAGUAUAACAUUUAAUCAAACAAUAUUAACUACAGAUCCAUCAAUGAUUGUUAUGUUAGUUGGAAAAAAUUGCAAGAAUUUAAGAAUAUUUGAUAUCGAUACAUUUCAACAAGCCAUAUCUAAAGAUUCCACAAUGAUAUUACUGGAAAAUUGUAAAAAAUUAGAUCAAUUAGAAGGCCCUUCUUGGCGAGUAAUUACAAUCGAUGAUGGUAGUAAAAUUAAUCCCGAAUUUUUCGAAACGUUAGAACAAGCUCAUCAUAAUUUAGAAUUUUUGGGAAUAAAGGGUUUUAAAUAUAAUAAUCUAUUAAAUGAUGAUUCUUUUGAUAAAUCCAAAUUUAAGGAAGCUUGGUGGUAUUAUAAAAAUACUUGUUAUAAACCUAUUAUAUAUUGGCCUACUAAUUACGUCAAGAAGAAGGAAAAAUAUCCAGAUGGUUAUUCUCUGCGAUUAAAUAACUAA